AUGAGUGGCAUGAACAAGAAGAAGCUGCUGAAGUUCGUGAAGGGCUUCCGAGGCCGAGCGAAGAAUUGCCCGAGCGUGGCGAGGGAGCGCGCCUACAAGGCCCUCCAGUACGCCUUUGUGGGCCGCAAGCUCAAGAAGAGGCUCUUCCGCGAGACCUGGAUCCAGCAGAUUAAUGCCGCUACGCGAAUCCACGAUCUCUCCUACUCGCGCUUCAUGCAAGGAUGCGUCCUCUCCGAUGUGAAGCUCAAUCGAAAGAUGCUCUCCGAGCUGGCCAUCUACGAACCCUACUCGUUCUCCGCGGUGACCAAGCUCGUGGGCGAACGGUUAAAGAAGGAAGAAGUGGCGAAGGAGGUCGAGCGGCGAGCCGCGGCCAAGAAGAACAUUCAUCCCGGCAACAGGGACCUCACCGCCGACCAGAAGGAGUGGCUUCUCGCUCAAAAGCUCAAGGAGAUGCAAAUCGUCUAA
Acanthamoeba castellanii str. Neff is the source of this 465-nucleotide messenger RNA. Its product is annotated as ribosomal protein L20, putative. Gene Ontology annotation, cellular component: ribosome. NCBI's taxonomy places the organism in Eukaryota, Discosea, Longamoebia, Acanthamoebidae. The record is from RefSeq and is a predicted model, not a curated record. Gene Ontology annotation, molecular function: structural constituent of ribosome; rRNA binding. The transcript has a single exon. Gene Ontology annotation, biological process: ribosomal large subunit assembly; translation. Bases 1 to 465 code for a protein of 154 amino acids.